Molecule: messenger RNA, 3324 nt
Organism: Penaeus vannamei (Pacific white shrimp)
Lineage: Eukaryota; Metazoa; Arthropoda; Malacostraca; Decapoda; Penaeidae
Source: RefSeq, a predicted model, not a curated record
AUGGAAGUUAGAGUGACACACUUACAGAUUAGACUCACAGGCACACUGAUUAGACUGACAUAUCUACAGGAGAAAGGCAGCGAGGAGAGCAAGCUCAUCCAAAGCUUCCGCGAGUCCCUGAACGCCCUGCCCAUCCCCCUGCUCACCUACGGAACGGCCCUCAACCCCGAGCUCCUGGACAACCCCAAGCCACCCUUCACUCCGGCUCUUAUCAAGAAGAUGGCAGAUAUCAUGAAGAAGAGGCAUAUUAACCUGAGAGAACAUGCUGAAAGGAUGCCGGAGUUUCGUGACGCUCUUCUAAAAAAAUCAGAGGAGGCAGAGAAAGGAGCUCUUAAUAUUAAUACCACGCGAGAAGAUGUCGAGGAGGCUUUAAAGAAAGUUGAUGCCACGCUUCAGGAAGUAGAGGACCAACUCUCGUUGCAUUUACCAGAUAAUCUAGACUGUUGGUUGUGUGGAUCAUUAUUCAGCAUUGCUGACAUUGAUUUAGCUAUUCUAUUAAAUCGCUUGAAUCAGCUGGGUUAUGAAAGAAGAUUUUGGUCUGAAGGUAAACGUCCAGCAUUACAGGCAUAUUGGGAACGUAUACAGAAGAGAGAUUCUUUCAAGAAGGCUACAUACUUCUCAGUUAAUGCUGUACACAUGACUAUGCUCAGAGGAGUUCUAAAGCAGAGUAAAACUUUCUUGGCAUCUCUCACAGUUGCUUUGGGUUUUGUAGCGAUAUCUUAUAUUGUGUAUCGUCGUGUGCAACAGUCUUAGUAAGAGGAAGGUUUUUUGUGCUCUUUGAUUCAACAUGUACAAUGUGAAAUAUUUAGGUACUCAAUAUAUAGUUAAUAGUUCCAUGUUGUUUCAAAAAUAGCUAAAUUUAAAGUUUCAGAUGGUCUAUUUGUAAUAUGUUAUACAAAGUUUUGUCCUAUUAUCUAGGGUUCCUGUCCCUGAAACCACAAUAGCCAAAGCACCUUUGACAUAUGGGACAGUCCAUUAGGGGUAAUGGUUAUGAUAAACAGUGAACCUACAUUAUUUGUUGAUGUUGUAAAUCAGUAUAAAUAAUGAGGCAAAAAAAGAAUAGAAAAGAAAGUGAAUGAUUGUUCUACACAUUAUCAUAUACAGAAGAGAACUGUAAUUAUGAGGUGAAAUAGGCAUCUAGUGUAUGUAAUUCUACCAAGAUCUUUGCUUGUGGAAUUACAGACAUGAAACCCAGCAUGCUCUCCUCUGACAUAAGGACGGUGUAGUGCUAGAAUCCAUGUACUAUGAAUCUUCCUCUCCAUGUAAUUAAAAAAUACUAUUUUUCUUGAAUCUACCAGGAAAGGUGCUUUAGCAAUAAUUGGUGGUGGUGUAUAGCCUUGUUGUUUAAGGUUUGGUAGCACAAAAAGGCAGCACUAUUUGCUACUCAGAGUUCAGGUUUGCUGUAUCUACAGAUACAGAAACCUAGAUUAUUGAUAUACUUGCCAAGGUGUUUUGUUUAUGACUGCUGUUUAGUAAGUGUAAAGUGGAGAUUCUCUAGGUUUGAGAAGGACUAUUUGAAUUUAAUUGUUUGGAACGGACUCUCAGGUUCAUAGUAUUUGUUUGGUUUCACUUAUUAACUGGAUUUUUUUGUUACCUGUUUAUAGAUCUAGUGUAUUUAGCAGAAAGUGAAUGCAAAAUUCAAACUAGUCAAAAAAUGUUAGAUAUUUAAUCUAACAUUUUAGGCUGUGGUCAUGAAUAUAAUCCUUGUGCAAUGUCUGCCAACAUUUUGAAAAUAUGGUACUCAGUAGAACUUGUUUUUGGUGGUGGGAAAUAUUUAAUUUUGAGAUCAUACACAAAUUGCCAGGUUAUUAAAGGAAUGGGCUUCGUAAAGUUCUUUCACAGUACUAUGAUAAUUGAUACUAUAGAUUUCCUCUGACCAAUGUUAGUAAAUUUACUAUGAAUUUUAUAUGAGCUAGAGAAUCUUCCAUCUUUUUUAUAAUGAGCUUGUGCAGUAUAAACACAAUAAGAGGCAAAUAGAUUUUUUUAUACAGAUGAAUAUAAUGUGUAAAUGAAAAUGUGAAUCAUAUGCUACUUAAGUGAAUUGGAAAUAUUGGUUUUCAGCUAACUGCCCUUCUUAUUCUUAUUUUGAUUUAAAGAUAUUGGACCCUAUUACAGAAACAGGUCUGCUCAUUGUACAUAAAUGUGACCUGUUUGACAGUUAAACACCACAGACAGUGCUAUAGAUUCAUGUUGUAAUAUCCAUUUUGGAAGAUAAUCAAUAUUGCAACUUGUAUUAGGGUUAAAAAUGAUUUCUUUUAAACUGAAGAGAAGGAAAGUUUUAUAAUGAAAAUGUUGAGAUUGUGAUCAAAUCACUUCCUGAGCCAUUCUACCUUCAGCAGUGUGACAUUCAAUUGGCCCAAAAAUGUGCACAUGAUACACCCCAAAAAUAUUGCAGAGUUCCAUUUUCAUUGUAUUUCUUUUAUAUAGUGAUGUAAAUAUACUUAGAAUAAAAUUGUGUAUGAUAAUGGCAAAACAAUGUAGAUAGAGUAGGUUAAGGUACAAAUCUGAAGUUGAUUGUCCAAAAUUGAUUUGUUUGUUAUGUGGAGAUAUUCAAUAUCUUUUAUGCAAGCAUUCUAGAACCUAAGGAUAUAUGUGUAUUUUAUUACGGUUUCAGAAUUGUGCCUGUUUUUUGUCCUGCCAUAAUCUAGGUCUAUUUUGGAGGUUUUAAGGUAAUUUUUUCCCCAUUUUUUUUUUCUCUAAUUAUCUUUGUCUUAUGAAAAUGAGAUUUCAAUUCACUUGGGCUUUGUUAUUAUAGGCCUGGUGUAUAGUUCAUGGUAUUAUAACUUUUCUUAUGUCAUUGCUCUUAGGAUCAUCUAUAACUUUUUAUUGCUCUCAAUUUUAUGUCAUUAUCUCAGGAAAGUGUAAUUUAUUGUCACUAUAUUUUUCUGAAACUUCUUUGUAUUUUAUACCAGACCAAUUUUCCUCCUUUUUUAUAUAGGAAAUACAGUCCAUCUUCAUCGAUAUCCAUCUUUAUUCCUGCAGGUGAUACUCAUAUUGUACAAGCACACAUGUAUCUAGAGAGACACAUCCACAUCCAUUGACAUUCACUCCUAAGCACACACUCAUUCACGGACUCAUGUGCUCUCCUUCACUUGUGCUCACAUGCACUCACACGUAUUAAAACUGUUACGCAUACUCUCAUGCACUCAAGAACUAAGACAAACACUAAUGCAUUUAUGCAUUAAACACUCAUGCACAUGUGCAUACAGAUAAGUAUGCAAAUAUACACACACGUGCAUGCAUGUGCAUGAGCAUGUGUAUGCACACGCACACACAUGCACAUGCACACGCACACGCACCCUCACACUCGCACUCACAUACACA